Molecule: messenger RNA, 1902 nt
Organism: Bradysia coprophila
Lineage: Eukaryota; Metazoa; Arthropoda; Insecta; Diptera; Sciaridae
Product: 27 kDa hemolymph protein-like
Source: RefSeq, a predicted model, not a curated record
AGACGGGCGAUUGUUUGUAUUUUUAUUAUUUUAUGCUUAAACGUUUCUCUUGGAUGUAAUUCAGUUAAUUAUUUUUUUACGAAAUCAGAUCGGUACGAUAUACAGAGCGUUCUUGUUAUUUUGUGUAGUGAAUUUGAAAGGAAAUUACGUAUCAGUUAUUUAGUUAUUCCGAAAGGAUUAACUCCAAUUUCAUACAUCUGACGUGUUUUACGUGUAAAUGUUUAAUAAAGUUGCAUUGAUUUGCGAUUAUAUUACUUCAAUCGAAUAGUUCUCAUAUCAAGAAUUCAUCAAUUUUUAAUGAAAAUUUGUGAAAUACUAUAACUCACUAUCUUUCAAUGUGUUGCGUUGAAAUUUUUAUUUCGCAUACACUAUCACUGAUGUGACCGUAACGAUUUUAGUAUUUAAUCGAACGUCUUUGUGGGAAUAGAUACUUUCAUAAAUAUAUCAAUGCUCUUUAACAAAUGUUAAUACGUUUUAUCGUUGAAUAAUUUUUAAUUAUCAGUAUUAAUAUAGACGUUGCCUUUGUUUGUACUGUUUAUUGAAUUAGUGAGUUGAACAAAAUGUUAAGAAAAAUUUUGAUCGUUGGAAUAAUUUCAUUGUCUGUUGCUGCCGCUACAGUUUCCAGCAACGAAAUAGACAUUGACAAACUUAAGUCUCAACUACCUGAAGGUAUUAUACCCGAAGGUUUUAACACAUCAGCGCUGCCAACAGCAGAUGAUGCCAAAAAGCUAUUCAAAGAAAAGUGCCAGAAGGCUUCCAACAGCGAUGAAGCAUUCCAGACAGCUGAAACCGCAUCGGAGGUGUUUCGAGACUGUCUGACGGGUUUGGUUGAUUUCGAAGCACUGCAAAAGGAAAUUGAGACAGCACAGCCUAAUGGUGACUUAGAUAUAGUAUUUAAUAAAUACUGUCGCAAGCGAACCAUUGCCAUUGAAUGUAUGAACGUUUUCACCGUUGCCAUUGAGCCGUGUCUAGAUGAAAAAGAAGUGGCCGGCAAGACAACUUUCGUCAAAAUUUUCACGAAUUUAUUGAACUUCGUUUGUCACAAAGACGGUGAUCAAAUUGCAUUGUUCAUUGCUGAAAAGGGACCGGAAUGCUUUAACAGCAAAAAGGACGCAUUGAUCGCUUGUAUAAAUUCCACAAUGUCGGCUUACAUACCAUCGGAAACGCCUACAGUAGAUAAUCUGCCGCAACUAGUUAUGGGUGUGCAACAAUGCAACGACAUGAAUACUCUGCAACAUUGUGUUGUAAAGGAAUUGGAGUCAUGCGAAGAGUCCACACCUGCUAAUUUAGUUGAAUCGAUGUUUAAAUUUGUGCGAAAUGAAACUCCAUGUGCUAACAUGACGGCCACCAAAAGCGCAGCCUUCACACCGAAAACAUCAUGGACGAUCCUUUCAACCGCCUUGGUGACAUUGGUGGCGUGGACAUUGUAAGAGAAAGUAAUACCAAAAGUUUUUAUUUUUUAAUUUUUGUGAUCCUAAAUAUUACAUUUUUACCGUGUCACUCGGUAAGUUCAAAAGUAAUUAGGUUUCCUCGAACUAAAAAUAGUUUUUUUUUAUGUAUCUUUUGUAAUCGGAACGUAUAGUUGGAUAGGGUUUUUGUUCUACUAUUGAACAAAUUGGUUGGUCUAAAUCGAUUUUAAAAGUUAGACAUAAAUUGAGAUUUCUAAAAAAUUUUAUUUUGUUUCCCACUCAUGUGCUAAAUUUAAAUACUGAAAACGGUAUAAUGUGUAACUGAAUGUCAAUGUAGUAAGUCAAUAAGAUGUCGUUGUUUUUGUAUAUGGUGCAUUAGUAUAUACAAUUCGAGAUAAAAAAAAGCCUAAAAAUAAAUUUAUGCAAUUUGAUGUAAAGGGUAAGGCUAAGACCGUAUCACCCUGAUAUUAAUAAAGAGAUUUAUGGUCAAUAA